Molecule: messenger RNA, 464 nt
Organism: Ixodes scapularis (black-legged tick)
Lineage: Eukaryota; Metazoa; Arthropoda; Arachnida; Ixodida; Ixodidae
Product: partner of xrn-2 protein 1
Exons: 1
Coding region: 1-426 (141 amino acids)
Source: RefSeq, a predicted model, not a curated record
AUGGAGAAGGACAUCGAAGAGUACCGUCAGCCGUGGGAAAGCAACGAGCACUGGGAACUACGCAAGGAGUUUCUACUCGCUCAUGCCGGCAAGUACGACGAGAACAGACUGCUGUGCCUGGCUCAAGCCUUCGCUAACGUGGAGUUGCUCGGCUGCGCGUACCCCAAGGAUGUGAUGAUGCAGAUCAGCGAGCUGGCCAAAGACGUCACCUCCCUGACCGGCGUCCAGGAGAAGCGGAAGGAAAACUGCAAGGUGCUGUUUGUCAAGGGCGAGGACGACAAGAGCAAGAGCAGGAGCCACAACGAACUGGGCACUUACACCCGCCACUCGAACGCGCCCCCGCACUUCCGUGGAGGUUACAGGGGCCGGAAUCAGCACUACCAAGGGGACGGACGGAUGAGCGCCGCAUCUUUUUUCCAACGCUGAGAUUCGCAUAAACGGGGUACGCUCCACGUCUUCGUGCA